Panonychus citri (citrus red mite) is the source of this 1654-nucleotide messenger RNA. RefSeq names its product PRKCA-binding protein-like. The record is from RefSeq and is a predicted model, not a curated record. Gene Ontology annotation, cellular component: synaptic vesicle; postsynaptic early endosome; trans-Golgi network membrane. The transcript has 8 exons. Bases 133 to 1458 code for a protein of 441 amino acids. Gene Ontology annotation, biological process: intracellular protein transport; positive regulation of receptor internalization; dendritic spine maintenance. Lineage: Eukaryota; Metazoa; Arthropoda; Arachnida; Trombidiformes; Tetranychidae. Gene Ontology annotation, molecular function: phospholipid binding; protein kinase C binding; protein domain specific binding.
CGUUCAAACAAACCGUUACGAUGAAUGUUGAGUAAAUUAUUUCAUUUCAAUCUCCAAAGGAGCUUCAUCUCUUUUUCUAUUUCCAUCUCUCUCUCUCUCUACUAAUUAAUCAUUCCAAUCAUUGAUUAUUUAAUGGACAUGCCGGGUGGAUUAACUAGUGAUGGUUCUAGUGUUUUCGGUUUCACCCAAUAUCAUCUUCUCCCCGAAAAUGACCCUGACUUAGAUGAUGACAUAUGGUUGGACAGUAUGAUUGAAGAUAGAAGAGGAAUGAAGGUAACCAGCGGAACUGUAACAUUGGAAAAAGACUCUCGUAAUAUGAUUGGCGUCAGCAUCGGCGGUGGAGCACCAAAUUGUCCCUGCAUUUACAUAGUCCAAAUAUUUGACAAUACACCGGUGGCUUGUGAGGGAACUCUUGAGUCUGGUGAUGAAAUUGUUGGUGUUAACGGAGUCAGUGUUAAGGGUAAAACAAAGAUUGAAGUGGCUCAAAUGAUUAAAGAAUCGACUGGAUCUGUAACAUUUAACUAUAAUAAGCUACACGCUGAUCCUAAGCAAGGUAAAACUUUGGAUAUUAUCCUUAAAAAGGUUAAACAUCGUAUCUGUGAAAAGAUGAGUUCAGAUACUGCUGAUGCAUUAGGACUUAGCCGAGCUAUGCUUUGUAACGAUAGUUUGAUACGGAAACUUGAAGAACUCGAAUUGAUGGAGCUUAUGUACAAAGGUAUAAUUGAGCGAACUCGAGAUCUUCUAAAAGCUCAUCUUGAAGUGUGCUAUGUUUACAAGGCGUUUGGUGAUUUAUUCACUGAGAUCGGAGUGAAAGAUAUUAAUCCAGAAUCAAGUCGAGCUUUCAUCCAAUUUGGUGAAGUCCAUCGAUCAUUAGAGAAACAAGGAACAACAAUGAUUCGUCAAAUGAAACCAUUGGUUGAAGAUUUGAAUACUUUCCUAAACAAAGCUGUGCCCGAUACUCGUUUAACCAUAAAAAAGUAUGGAGAUGUUAAAAUGGAAUACUUGUCAUAUUGUUUAAAAGUAAAGGAAAUGGACGACGAAGAGGUUGAUUGUACAACGGUACAUUAUCCAUUGUAUCGAGUUGAAACGGGAAAUUAUGAUUAUCGAUUAGUUUUACGAUGCAGACAAGAGGCUCGGAAAAGAUUUGCUUCAUUAAGAUCUGAUGUUCUGGUAAAACUUGAACUACUCGAUUCUCGCCAUGUUCAGGAUAUCGUCUCAGCAUUACAAAGACUCAAUCUAUUAAUGUCAAACCUUCACAUGGAAUAUCAUAGACUUUUUGAAGAUCAUCGAUCUUUCCCUGUUGAACUUGCUCUAAGUGCAAAUUGUUCAUUCAAUCUACCAGAAGAUAUAAGUUCAGAUUCUAAUGAAGAAUCUGAAUAUUGUGAGGAUAAUUUUCAUCAACAAAAUCAACAAAACAUAGAUCUGCUCACCGAAACAUCAUCUAAUUUUGUUCAGUAAUCAUUACACUUUAAAUUUAUCCAAAUUGGAUGAUACUUUUCUAUUUUUCUCUCAUUCUUUUCUCUCUCUCUCUCUCAUUCUCUCUCUCUCUUAUCUGGGUGAUAAAUAUUCAGGGCCAAAUCAUGUUUCCAAAAUAUUAUUGAUCUAAUUUAUAUUAAUAACCAAUAAAACAAUUUAGCUAAUAAUUGCAUUUCAA